Messenger RNA from Penicillium cosmopolitanum, 1947 nucleotides. RefSeq lists its product as uncharacterized. Gene Ontology annotation, molecular function: protein binding. The record is from RefSeq and is a predicted model, not a curated record. Lineage: Eukaryota; Fungi; Ascomycota; Eurotiomycetes; Eurotiales; Aspergillaceae. Bases 1 to 1947 code for a protein of 648 amino acids. The transcript has 4 exons.
AUGGCGGCCGUCAAUCAAAACAUGUUUGGUGCCAGUAUAACCACCGGGCCGAUCGGUGGUGGCUCAUUAAUGAGGCUGCCACUGAAUUUGAUCGCGCAAAUCGUCUCAAAUGUCGACGAUACUGGCGACCUUGCCCGACUAUGUCGCACAUGUCGCGUUCUCAACUACAUGGCCCUGCCACAGCUUUAUCGCAGCCUCACUCUCAAUUCCUACGGUAAAAUCCGGUAUCGCAAUGAACAACCAGAAGGAAUCGGAAGCGCCAGUCCCUUCACGAUGGGUCUGAAUGCAAUUAUCACCCGACCAUAUGCGACGCUCGUUCGAUCGGUUGGCCGCGUGCCCGACUCAUCGAUGUUGCUGAACAUCGCGGUGCGGGCGGCAGUAGAUCGCAUGACCAAUCUCGAGAGCUUCCACUGGGAACUGAAUACCAAAAUGCUGGACAAUGUAUAUCAUGGACUUACGCAGCUUCCUCGACUCACGACAUUAACGAUCCGCUUCCCCUCUACUCGCCACCCUCAACCCACGUUCGUGCUUCCGGGCAUGCCGCAUUUGCGAUCUCUCAAAAUCACCGAUAUCGACCCGCUCUGCUACCCUGAUGACAUAGCGACAAUGCUCCUCAAGAGCAAAAAGCUGCGCGAACUAAAGCUCCAUUGGUCUCCUCGCAUGCGCAUCGCGCAGGAGCCCAGCGUGUCCCUGCACGAAUAUUUCCGCAAAUGCAUCGCCGCAAAACACCCCAUACCCGUCAAGAAGCUUUCCUUCCAGAAUAUGUAUGCCUUCCACACCGAGGAAUUCAAUAUCGCAUUUGAUCCGACCACUGUCGAGGAUGUCACUUUCCUGAGCGGCACGGAUAAUACAGGCUUCGUCAACACAUUUAUCGAGAAUAGUUGGCCAACGGUGGUGCCCCAUAAAAAACUGCAGAUCAAAUCCAUUCGUGUGGAUGCGGUCUCCAAGCGCAACUCGGAAUUCCUGGGCAAUUUCAAGGGACUCGAGCGACUAUACUUCGUGAACGUGACCGCCGAUUCAAGCGACUAUCUCAAUUCACCUCGCCCGGGAUUCGGGCCUGCCUCAUCAGCACUCACACCCCCAGUGCAUGAAAAUACAAACGGCAUCAUGGGAAAUUCACCCGCCGCCGCCGCAUCUCCGGCUAGCCAGCUGAACCUGGCCACCAGCGUUCGUGAUAGCUAUCUUUCCCACAUUACCAUAAACCACGGCGCCAGUCUACGCCAUUUACUUCUGUGUUCCAAAUGGCCUCUUUCAACAGCCAUGAUUGCAAGACUUGUUCACGCCUGUCCGAACUUGGAGCAACUCGCUCUCGCUACGGAGUUUUCAAGUAUGGAGUCACUGGGAAUGCUGAACAACAGCAACCGCCUAAAUUUACCAGAAGAGAUCGAGCGGGAGCUCGAAAACGCCCGUAGCCUGGCAGACAUCGUUGAUUUGGACGAUGACAUUCUCAUGGAGAUGAUGAGCUAUGAUCUGGCCGAUAAGAAUGUCUAUGGAAAUGUCAAGGUCGUCGGUAUGGGAUGGAAGUCAUUCGAACUACGCGAUUUCUACAAGGCGCCCUUGCCGGUUUACGAUGAGUCUGAAUCCCAAUCGCCCGACCCUACCUCCGAUCAGCACGAAGCAACGUCAGAAGAAAGCGGUGGUCACAAUACCAACGGACAAUCCGGCCCUGAAACAGCUUCCACCCCUGCCACAAAUAUUCCUCCGUCAACAUUAGGCAAACGCAAUCGGGAUGAUGACGACGAAAAUGAAAGCAAAAGCCGCAUGUCAUUUUAUCAUACAACUGCCCGCGAAUCAUCCGAGAGCACUCACCCCGGCUUCGCAAAGACGGGUUGCUUUCCACCCGUCCUAACAAACGACCGACAAGUUAUCCGGCGCCGCAUGCGACGAGUUGGAUGGGAGGUGUUACAACACUGGGAGAUUUGGGCGCUGGACGCGCAAGAAAUAUGA